This is a messenger RNA of Lolium perenne, 979 nucleotides long. RefSeq lists its product as uncharacterized. The record is from RefSeq and is a predicted model, not a curated record. NCBI's taxonomy places the organism in Eukaryota, Viridiplantae, Streptophyta, Magnoliopsida, Poales, Poaceae.
UCCCGAUCACUCGACCACUGCCCGAGAGAUCGAUGGUACUCGACGCCCGGGACGGCGCCGCGCGCACCAACGGCGAGGCCUCCUCUUCCUCCUCCCACUCGACAUCCGGCGAGGAGCAUCCUCUCCCGCCCGUGCUCGGCGGAUUCGUCAACGGCGAUCAGCCGCUGCCGCGGCGCCUCCUGGACUACGCGACGCGCGCCGGUGCGACGACAUGGUGUCCGCGCCAGGCCACCGAGAACGCCGCGCGCCGCCUGGUGGCCUGGACAAGGGAAGGCGGCGCCGUCCACGCGCUCCUCGUCGUAUCUGUUGGAUCCGUCACGUCCUUAGCGCUGGCUGUGCUUCUCUUCUUCACGUUCUUCCUGGUGGCGGCGGCGACGGCCGGCAUCGUCAUUUCGAUCCUCAUGUCCCUGGGUGCAGCCGGAGGGUUCCUGGCCGUCACGUUCGCUUUCCUGGCGGCGAUGUACGUCGGGCUACUGUCGGUUGCCGUCGUUGUUAUUUCGGCAACGACCGUGGCGACUGUCAUUGGCAUUACCAUUGCCACUGGUUGGGCUGCGUUCUUCUGGAUUCUUUGCUUUUCUGCUAAGAAAUGCAUGGACCUUUCUAAGCUCUGAGAGAUCAACUGGCGCCACAAGAUGUGCGAUCGAUCUGGUCGAGCAAAUUUCGUUCGCUUUCUAGGUACAUGAUCUACGGCUAUCUGUAUAGAUAAAUCAUGGCACGGAUGUGCGCCAUGUGAAUCUAGUCUUGUAGCUAGCUCUGUGAACAAUAGCAUACUCUUUUCUACAACAGCAGAAAAUCAGGUAAAGUUCACCAUAGCUAGUCUGGAACCGAUCGAUGCCGGGGCUGCUUCUAAACCGGAUUAAAUUUCAGUCGUGCUACCAGGUUCUCUCAUCGCAGAACUGCAAGCCUGUCUAUAUCUGUUUGUCACAUUGUAAUGGACAAUCAUUUACUUCCAUGGACAACAGCAAGGAAGUAAAACCUA